Messenger RNA from Paramuricea clavata, 1429 nucleotides. The record is from the annotation of a GenBank genome assembly. NCBI's taxonomy places the organism in Eukaryota, Metazoa, Cnidaria, Anthozoa, Malacalcyonacea, Plexauridae.
AUGUGCCCAAGUAUUUCUGUUAGUGCAUGGAACAUCAAUGGCAUUUCUAAUAAGGUCAUUGGUGAUAAGACAAAAAAUGAAGAUUUUGUUAAUUAUAUAAAGUCUUAUGACUUUGUAUUUUUGACUGAGACUUGGUCCAGCGUCUCUGUCAACAUCUCUGGUUUCAAGGCAAUAUCGUCCAAUAUCGCACCUCCAAAAUCGAAACACAAAUCUCGGCCAUCUGGAGGUAUCACGUUACUAUUUAACAAUAAAUUCCAAAAAUAUGUCUCAGUUGUUAAAAAAUCACACUUUUCACUUUGGUGUAUGAUAUCCAAAGAACUACUAAACUCAGAAAAUGAUCUAUAUUUAUGUGGUGUAUAUAUACCACCAGAACAAUCCAAUUACUAUGAUAUCGAAAUGUUUGAUAAUCUGGAGAAUGAAGCUAUCAUGUUUUCCACAAAAGGAGAUGUAAUGUCAAUAGGUGAUUUUAAUGCCAGAACUAGCAAACUUGAAGAUUUUGUUUCUACCGAAGGUAACAAACAUGUAUAUCAAUUUAACCAAGAUAAAUUUAAUAAAAAAAAAAGAGAAAACUUUGAUACCACAAUUAAUAACCAUGGAAAAAGAUUAAUUGAAUUUUGUAAAAACUGUGAUUACCAAAUCCUAAAUGGUAGAACAAAAGGUGACUCUCUUGGUAAACCAACCUUCCAUAAUAAAAACGGUAUAAGCACAAUUGAUUAUGCAAUAUGCGAUGCAAAUAUAAUAGACAACAUCAACCACUUUAUUGUGAAACCCCCAAACUAUCUAUCUGACCAUAGCCAAAUUAUUACAUGCAUAGAUAUUAAAGAAAUUACAAUAGAAACAUCCACUACUUCUAGCACCAAUUUCUCUAAUAUACUCCCUCGCCAAUAUAUCUGGGACAAUACAUCUAAUGGGACAUUUGCUAAUUGCCUUAGAUCGUCAGACAUUCAAAAUAAAGUAGAGAAAUUUCUGGAAAACAAUUUCCCUGAGAACGAUUACGGAGUUAAUGAAUGUCUUGAAGAAUUCCAAGAUAUAUUACAAGAAACUAGCAAAAGGUGUUUAAAAAUAAAAAAGAAUUCGAAACGAUGCAAAAUUAGAAAUACAACCAAUAAAAAAUGGUUUGACAAGGAAUGUAGGCUUAAAAGACAUGCUGUUAGGAAAUUAGCCAAUCAAAAACACAGAAACCCGUUAGACGUAAAUAUAAGAAAUCAGUAUCAUGUUACCUUAAAAGACUACAAAAAUACUUUGAAAAUCAAGAAAGAGGAUUUUCACAGACAAAAACUAAUUGAACUUGAAAAAACGGCCAGUGAAAAUCCCAACUCUUUUUGGAAAACACUCAAAACUAUGGAUGAUAACACAGAUAACACAACUCCAAAUUUAAUCUCAGAGAAACAAUGGCUUACUCAUUUCGAAACAUUACAUUCAAAACCCA